Messenger RNA from Drosophila teissieri, 2274 nucleotides. RefSeq lists its product as uncharacterized. Lineage: Eukaryota; Metazoa; Arthropoda; Insecta; Diptera; Drosophilidae. The record is from RefSeq and is a predicted model, not a curated record. The transcript has a single exon. Bases 1 to 2274 code for a protein of 757 amino acids.
AUGCGAGAAGUCCUGGGGCAGUCCUCUCCCCCCUGCGAUCUGCCAGGCAGAGCUGUGUACGCCCAUCUCAGGCAGAUGUUCGCCAGAAAUGCCGACGAGCGUGUGCGGCCCUUUGAUUGGCCCGCUUGGUGCGUGCCAGGAGAAGAGGCCCGCGUGGACACGCUCGUGAGUCCCCUCACACAGGAGGAGGUGCUCGCACGCCUGAGAAGGACACACAGCUCUGCGCCGGGUCCCGAUGGUGUCACCUAUGGAAAUUUGAAGAAAACAGACCCGAAGGCCUCCAUGCUCACGGCAGUAUUCAACGCCUGCCUGAGGACAGGUCAUGUCCCCGAUCUGUGGAAAAAGUCCAGAACGGUCUUAAUCCACAAGAAAGGGGACAGAACUGACCUGUCAAAUUGGAGGCCUCUUUCCAUGGGUGACACCAUCCCCAAAUUGUUCGCGGCCGUCAUGGCAGACAGGCUGACGGCGUUCCUCACUAACGGAGGAAGGCUCAGCGAGGAGCAGAAGGGCUUCCUCCAGCACGAAGGCUGCCAUGAACACAAUUUUGUUCUUGGCCAAGUGCUGGAGGAGAGCAGACGCCAAGGCAAGGACCUCAUCAUGGACUGGAUGGACCUGUCCAACGCGUUCGGGUCGAUUCCGCAUGCCACCAUCAUGGACGCGGUCGCCGGUAUGGGGAUCCCCUCGAGGAUCCGGACCAUAAUCCACCAGUUGGCCACCGGCGCCGCGACCACCCUACACCUCACGGGGAAGAAAUCCUCGCGGAGGCCAGUGCAGACCGGCUUCCUCGUCCGUGGCACGCCAAUACCGGCAAUGACAGAGGGGGAUGCCUACGAAUAUCUCGGCAUCCCCGUGGGUCUAAACGUGGACCAAACACCCAGGGCAGCGAUGGAAGCGAUAGUUGGGGACAUCGCCAAGAUAGAUGACUCGCUGCUCGCCCCGUGGCAAAAGAUCGACGCGGCCCGCACCUUCGUGGCACCGAAGCUUGACUUCGUGCUACGAAGUGGCGCCACCUUGCGGGCCCCGCUGCGUCAUCUGGAUACAGCCAUAAAAGAACACAUCAAAAAAUGGCUGUAUCUGCCGCAGAGGGCGAGCGCGGAGGUAGUGUACACCCCGCUGAAGAAAGGUGGAGCGGGCAUACUACCUUCAUCUAUAUUGGCAACUAUCGCCCAGGCUCACCGCAUGGUGUCCUGCCCUGGGGAGGUCGUCUCCCGGAUUGCAAGAGAAGGCCUGAGAGAAGCGGUAAAACGAAAAAUAAACCGGGAGCCAUCCGGCGACGAGAUGGCCCACUUUCUCUCAGGCUCCACUCUAUCCGGGGAGACAGCCAGCUUUGGCGACGCCGGAUUCUGGUCGAGGGUGCGGAUGACCACCAAAAGGCAAGCUGUGCAUCUGGGGGUGCGUUGGGCCUGGAGAGGAGGUGAGCUACUGGUCGAGUGUAGAGGACAAAGAAACCGACCAGUGGCCACCGACUCGAACUCCAGGUCCCAACUCAUCCAACGUCUCAGGUGCGCAGCUCAGGAUGAGUUCCUGACCAUCCUCCUAAAUAAACCCGACCAGGGGAAGGUGGCGAAGCUCUCCACGCUAACCCCAGUCAGCAACGCGUUCAUACGCGACGGUAGCUUUACCAGGUUUGCUGACUGGCGGUUUAUCCACAGAGCCCGACUGGGAGUCCUCCCAGUCAACGGAGCGAUCCGAUGGGGCAGCGGCGACAAGCGCUGCCGGGUCUGUGGAUAUCAGCUGGAGAGCGUUCCACACGUGUUGUGCCACUGCAUGCACCACUCAAACGCAAUACAGCAGAGGCACAACGCGGUGAUGGAUCGCCUCGCCAAGGCUGGCUCACGGCUGGGGACCCCCAGGGUGAACUGCCGCGUGGAAGGGGUCGCCGAGGACAUGGCGGCCCUCAGGCCGGACCUGGUAUGGCGCGACGAACGGAGCAGAAAAAUCGUCAUAGUUGACGUGACUGUUCCGUUCGAGAACGGGACUGAAGCGUUUGAUAACGCGAGGGGCGAGAAAGAAGAAAAAUACCGCCCCCUAGCUGAAGCCCUGCGCGCCAUGGGAUACCAGGUAAAACUGGAGGCAUUCAUUGUCGGAGCCUUGGGCUCGUGGGACCCUAAGAACGAAAGGGUCCUCAAGACUUUGGGUGUCUCCAGGUUUUAUGCUGGCCUGAUGCGCAGACUGAUGGUGGCCGACACCAUCAGGUGGUCCCGGGACAUCUAUGUGGAGCAUGUAUCCGGGAUCAGGCAGUUCACCCUGCCAAGUGAAGCUCCCUCCAAUUAA